GCUCUUUGUGACUCAGCAUUCAGAUGCAAAGCCAGCGAGCUGCACCUCGUGGAAAGGAGAUUGUUAUCAGGGUUUGCUAAAGUUUAAAGUAUCACCCCUUGGCAAGCAGAGAGAGGUAAGCUGUAAAAGUACAUGUUUAUAAAAGUGUAUAUUAUUAUUAUUAUUAUUUUAUUAUUAUUUAUAUAGCGCCAUCAGAUUCUGUAGCGCUGUACAAUGGCCUGUAUCGCUGUAUUAUGUUUUGGGACAUUAAUUGUGUCCAUGCCGUUAGUUAAGAUAUGUUGUGUAUAUAAGCCAACGUUUGUAUAAAAGUAUAGUCCAAAUCUCUGUGUAUAGCCUGUAUUCCUCAGAUGUUUAAUGUAAUAUCGAUUGUAUGCAGAUAUCUGAAUGCCACAUUUGUAAUCGUGUUUGUAACCCUUUCGAUGAAACUCCUGUAAACAAAAUGUAUUUGUAUGUCCUAUUACAGUUACACGGUGCUUAUGGUGCUGACGGCGCUCGAGGUGUCUUAAGAUAUUGACGUUGUUGGUGUUCAGAGCACUCCUGCAAACUUCUGAUGCAGCGAAUAAAUGACCGCACCCGCCAGAUGCCCUCCUCUCCUUUUUUUACUCGAUGCGAAAGGGACCGCUACAAUGGCCUCUCCACAGAGAUGGAUGAAUGGGGGAGGGACGAGCAACCCAAACCUCUGAUGGAAGCAGCACAGCGGGCAGAUGAGUACUUAGAUGCCCGACGGCCCCAACGUCCCACUACCUUCCGCAGCUACCAACCACUCGUGCGUCCUACACCACCGGUUCCUCUGACUUCAGCACCCCCAUCCAGAAGCCUACCGCCUCCAGUUCCAAUCCAGAGGGCACCGAAAAGGGCAGAUACUCAGUGCCAUCAAUGUCUCCA
Messenger RNA from Pelobates cultripes (western spadefoot toad), 885 nucleotides. The record is from the annotation of a GenBank genome assembly. Lineage: Eukaryota; Metazoa; Chordata; Amphibia; Anura; Pelobatidae.